AUGUCUGAUUUGACCACAUCCGAUCCAGUAAUAUCUAUGGCUUCUCAACUCCCACAUCCCUUGAUCGCUCCUGAGAUCAUGAGCAACAUCUUAUCUUUUGCCAACAAACCCACACUUGCCAUAUGUCUCCGUACCAAUAAACACCUGUUCGACCUGGCGGGUCCUUUCCUCUAUCGAGAAUUAUCUAUCGAUCUUACUCCAUCUGUUAACCAUACCCACAGACGUCCCAAUGAUCCUCUGAUAGGAUACGAUCUCGAUGAUUCCACUGUCCAUAUGAAUCCAGGUACCAAUAUCACAUUGAAAAACUUGAAAUUAUCUUUACUUCGACAUACUCAAAUCAUAAAGACGACAUUCAUUCAUGAUCAUAUCGACGAAACACCAUUUCCAAAACUUUCUAAUCUUUUCCCCAAUUGUAAAGUUUUAAUUCUUCAAGGUCCUAAUGGUCCACAUCAUUGUUCUUUACAACAAUGCCAAGUUAUGAAAGAUUUUCAUAUCACAACAUUGGUUUUGGAUAGAAAAGGUUCACCUAUGCCACCUUCCGAUGAUAUAACUUACGAAAAAUUAGUUUGUAUCCUUCGACCUGGUGGAUGUCUUUCUGAUCAUGUGGAUUUUUCUAGACGUUUAAAAGAUUCACGUAAUUCAGCUAGUUUAUUGAAAAAAAUUACAAUCAUAAACCUUCCACCUAAUUCUAUGCCAAUGUGGAGAAUCCCACCAUAUGGUGAUCGUCCUCUCAUAGAUUACGCAAUGGCUUUACAUACUUUGAGAAAGGAUGGGAAUGUAAAAGUUGAAAUUGUCAAUGCGGAUUGUUUGGAUUUUCAAAUGCCUCCUGAACCUGAUCGAAGGGAUUCGUCUGAAGAACAUUUUCAAGAAGCUUUCUUUGCCGAUGUGGAAAGACUUAAUAAGGCUGGAGAGGGAAAUAGGAUAAUUUCAAGGGAAGAAUUACCAAUUGAUUUAUCAAGGACAAGGUUCAUGUCGAUGAAAGAAUAUGUGGAGGAGAAGGAUUGGUUUGGUGUUUUGUCAUUGGAAGAAGUUGAUAGGUGGCUUAAGGAAACUCAAAUGGAAAAGAAAUGA
Messenger RNA from Tremella mesenterica DSM 1558, 1071 nucleotides. RefSeq lists its product as uncharacterized. Lineage: Eukaryota; Fungi; Basidiomycota; Tremellomycetes; Tremellales; Tremellaceae. The transcript is spliced from 2 exons. The coding region runs from base 1 to 1071 and encodes 356 amino acids. The record is from RefSeq and is a predicted model, not a curated record.